UGUUACACAUUCGCCCGACGUGAAGACUGGGACGGAGGCCCGAGGAUUUGCUCAUUUCAAUGCGACGUAAAUUUGGAUAUUUCUAUCUGCUUGAUUUUCGACUGAACGCCUAAUUGGAUCUAUGCUGAUACCGAAAUUGACGGAACAAUGUAUUUUUCGGAUAUGCAGGGGUCCGCGGUGACGUUUCGGCUGGUCCUGCUGUUGUGCGUUUUGGAAGCGGUUUCUGGACAACUCUCAUAUUCAGUUUCAGAGGAGGUAAACCCGGGGACGUUUGUGGGAAACAUCGCCAAGGAUUUAAAUCUAAAUGUACAUGAACUUGAGUCACGCGCAUUUCAGAUUGUCGCUGGUUCCCAGAAGAAAUAUUUCGAGGUGAAUUUAAAGACGGGGAUUUUGUAUGUGAAUGAAAGAAUUGACAGAGAGGAGCUUUGUCCGAAUGCACUCAAAUGUGUGGUUAGUGUCGAAGCUGUUAUUAAUAAUCCCUUGAGACUUUACCGUGUGGAAGUUAAUGUUGUAGACGUUAAUGAUAAUGCUCCGUCUUUUCGAAAAAAAUCACAACAUGUGAAUAUAACCGAAAACACAUUGCCUGGAGUUCGCUUUCCUUUACUAGACGCGUACGAUGCAGAUGUCGGGAAAAAUUCUGUAAACACGUAUAAGCUGAGUCCAAAUGAACACUUCUCUCUGGAUUUGCACGAAGGCGAGAGUGUAUCUGCAGAGUUGGUGCUGCAGAAAGCUUUAGACCGGGAGAAACAGCCUGAGAUCCAGCUCCUACUGACUGUUGUAGACGGAGGGAAUCCUCCGAAAUCUGGCACCAUGCAGAUUGUUGUGAAUGUCUUCGACAUUAACGACAACCCUCCGGUUUUCAGCAGUUCUUUGUAUAAAGUUCGUAUAUUUGAAAAUACACCUCCGGGAACAUCAAUAAUAACGGUCAACGCAACGGAUUUAGACGCGGGUUCAAAUGGUGAAGUCGUGUACUCCUUUAGUAAGCUUGAGCAAGACCAUAUCUUAGAUAUGUUCACAAUUGAUUCCCAUACGGGGACUGUUACAGUGAAAGGAGUGAUAGAUUUCGAACAAAAUAGCGUGUUUGAAAUUCGCACUCAAGCUAGUGACAGAGCUCAGCCACCCAUGGCCACUCACUCUAAACUAUUGAUCGAAGUGGUGGAUGUUAAUGAUAAUGCUCCUGAAAUAACAGUAACAACCCUCUUAAACGCCGUGAAGGAAGACGCAAACAUCGGCACUGCAAUUGCCCUUGUUUCAGUUCUUGAUAGAGAUGGUGGUAAAAAUGGGAUCAUUCACUGCUACAUUCCGAAUGAAUAUCCUUUUAAAUUGGAAACAAAUUAUAAGAACUACUACUCUUUGGUAGUUGGCGGGCCGUUGGACAGAGAGACCGCUUCUGAGUACAAUGUCACCAUCACAGCUACAGAUGGGGGGACUCCUCCUCUCUCCAGCACAAGCGUUAUUAUUAUACACGUUUCUGAUGUAAAUGACAACGCGCCUCGCUUUACACCGCCCAGGAAUGAUGUGUAUGUGAAAGAAAAUAGCCCAGUGGGGUCUGUCAUAUACACGGUGUCUGCAUAUGAUCCAGAUUUAAACGAAAAUGCAAAAGUUUUCUAUUCCUUAUUGGGGACUUCAGUUAAAGGCGCGUCCCCGUCAGCCACGGUCAACGUGAACUCUGUGAGUGGAGAAAUAUACAGCCUGAAGACCUUUAACUUCGAGGAAGUGAAAUCGUUCCAGUUUCAUGUUCAGGCUACAGACUCUGGUGUUCCUCCACUAAGCAGCAACGUGAGUGUGAACGUUUUUAUUUUGGAUGAGAAUGACAACAGUCCUGCUGUUCUUCCGCCCUAUUCUGACCAGGGCUCCGUUAAUACUGAGAACAUUCCCUAUUCUGCUGAAGCAGGAUACUUUGUGGCCAAGAUUAGAGCUGUGGACGCAGACUCUGGUUACAAUGCGCUGCUUUCUUAUCACAUCACGGAUCCCAAGGGAAGCAGCCUCUUCCGAAUCGGAAGCAGCACCGGGGAAAUAAGGACCAAAAGGCGAAUGAGUGACAAUGACUUGAAGACUCAUCCAUUGGUGGUUUUGAUUUCUGAUCACGGAGAUCCAUCUCUGUCUGCGUCUGUGUCUAUAGAUGUUGUGGUUGUUGAAGAUGGCAGUGAUGUUGGCCUUCAGACGUCAUUCAGACAGCUGCCUGCCAAGGAGGAGACUUUUUCGGAUUUAAAUCUGUAUUUGUUGAUCGCAAUUGUUUCUGUGUCAGUUAUAUUUUUGCUGAGCCUCAUUACUUUAAUAGCUGUAAAAUGUCUCAGGACGGACAGCAGAUUGAGCAAGUACAGCCCCCCAGUGAUCACAACACACCCUGACGGAAGCUGGUCUUACUCCAAAUCUACUCAACAGUACGACGUUUGUUUUAGCUCGGACACACUGAAGAGUGACGUCGUAGUUUUUCCUGCGCCGUUUCCGUCUGCCGAUGCGGAGCUGAUUAGCAUUAAUGGGGCAGAUACUUUAAAACGCAAUCAAACGCUUCCGAUCAGCGAGAAGGUAAGAAUUGUGUCUCCCUUCAUACUUUCAAAGGAAGAGGCGAUCACACAGGGCUUUGUUACACAUUCGCACGACGUGAAGAUUGGGACGGAGGCCUGA
This is a messenger RNA of Anguilla anguilla (European eel), 2628 nucleotides long. Its product is annotated as protocadherin alpha-8-like. Gene Ontology annotation, biological process: homophilic cell-cell adhesion. Gene Ontology annotation, molecular function: calcium ion binding. Gene Ontology annotation, cellular component: plasma membrane. The transcript has 2 exons. The record is from RefSeq and is a predicted model, not a curated record. NCBI's taxonomy places the organism in Eukaryota, Metazoa, Chordata, Actinopteri, Anguilliformes, Anguillidae. The coding region runs from base 148 to 2628 and encodes 826 amino acids.